Dendronephthya gigantea is the source of this 2424-nucleotide messenger RNA. RefSeq lists its product as uncharacterized. The coding region runs from base 1557 to 2408 and encodes 283 amino acids. Gene Ontology annotation, biological process: G protein-coupled receptor signaling pathway. The transcript has a single exon. Lineage: Eukaryota; Metazoa; Cnidaria; Anthozoa; Malacalcyonacea; Nephtheidae. Gene Ontology annotation, molecular function: G protein-coupled receptor activity. The record is from RefSeq and is a predicted model, not a curated record. Gene Ontology annotation, cellular component: membrane.
GUCUUUCGCUAAAGCAGAUAUCUCAAGUUUUCCACGACGUUCAUACAUUCUUUGAACUUCAACUAAAGUCAUCUCAAAGAAUUUAAACUGUAAGUCAAACUGCUCCCGUAUUAUGGCCUUGUAGAAGAAUAUAUCUUUUGGCUAGAAGUCUUAAAAAGAAAUCUUUUAGUUUUUCUUUUUUUUCUACAUCUUAAGAGAUUUUAAUAUGUGCAUUUUCAACAGCGAUUAACUUGACAAAGCACCACCUGGAGUGGUUGCGUCAGCAUCCUGCAUAGGAACUUCUCAAAUCAUGCGCUCAAUCAUUUCUUCUCAAUCUUGUAAAUUAUUAAAAUCAAAUAACAAAAAAUAUUAAAAUUUGUUUUUAUUAAACUAAACUGUAAAUGAUUAAAAUGUUUUAAUUUUUAUCAUCGAGCAUUCAUUGUACACGAACAACACUGGUGAAAUAUGCUGGAUGUAUUCUCUCAGACGAAGGUUGCAAACCUUAGCGUGCUUGGCGUUGGUUUUCUGGUCAACGUUCUCCUGAUCAUUGCGCAUGUUCGUGAUCCAUUACGUGUGUUUCGUAAUGUUUCGUCAAUGUUCGUGAUGAAUAUAGCAAUCAUAAAUUGCAGUACUGCGCUUCUAUUCCUCAUUUUGCAUAGUCUGCUGGACGAUGAAGAAUUUCGUGGUAGUAUUUAUUAUACGAUACUUCAAAUUGCCAUGUUUAUACUAGCUACGAUGACAGCUAUCGCGUAUUUCAGCCUGGCUUUGGAGUUAUUUUUCUCCAUAACUCGUCCGUUGUGGCAUCUUGCGAAGUUCACACAUCAAGUCUGCCGAAAUUGGAUUGUAAUAACCUGGAUUCUCCAUGCGUCUUUUCAUCAAGCAGUCUACUGGUGUUUUCCGAGUGCAAAAGUUUUUAGGGCAAUUCUCGUUUCUUACAUUUUAUCUUUUUUCGUCGCAAUUCAAUCUAUAAAUCUAGCCACAUUUCUAUCCCUCAGAAGGCAGAGCAAAGCUCUCCAACGACGACGUGAUGUCAGCGAAUCGACUCUUCGGGCAUGGAAACGUCGACAAGAAAACGAGAAACGGUUUUUAAUGACAACGGCAAUUCUUUGCGUUAUUCUUACCGUGUCAUUUUCUCCAUAUAUCGUGUUCGAGAUUCUGUCCAAUUUUAUGUCUGAGCUUUCAGAAAUUAGUCCACAGACUUGGCAGUGGUUCAAUUGGAUCGACGUUUUUAUGAUUUGGGUGAACAUUCUCGUUAAUCCUUUCUUCUAUCUCUGGAGACUCCCAAAGUACAGGAAAACUUUCAAUAAAAUUUACUGUAAAUGUUUUAAAUAAUUCUCACACAAUCAUGCAGAAUGAUUGCCAUGCAUCCACUAAUCAUAUUAAAUGACAAGUCCUCUCGCUUCAUGCAUGAUAGAUGCAAAUAAUAUUUAUUUUAUUUAUUAAGAAACUUUGUCAGUGGACUCAUUACUGAUUAUGCCUUCUCAGUUCAUCAAAACUAAUAUAAAAUGAACUAGAGUAGUAUAAAACUUCUUUUAUUAUACAAGCAUUCACAGUGCUCGGAACAAAACGAAAACAGAAUGGCAGUGAUAAAUUACGGUGCUGUAAUAUUUUUAUCGACUCUUAGUGUUGCAUUUGUGGCUAACGUUCUAGUAAUCAUUGCGCAUGUUCUUGAUCCAUUACUCGUGUUUCGUAAUGGCUCUUCUAUGUUCGUGCUGAAUAUAACAAUCGUUGAUACUAUAAUUUCCUUGCUGUGGUUUAUUUUUUUUAGUCUGUUACAAACACACGAUUUAGGGAUCCUAACGAGUGACUACUUUAUUAUUGCUACUGAAAUAUCCGGUACAAUUUUUACUAUGUCGACUACAGCUUAUUUUAGCCUCGUUCUUGAAUUAUACAUUUCAAUCUCUCGUCCACUUUGGCAUCGUGCGAACGUAACUCGAAAAGUUUGCCGGAACUGGAUAAUUUCAAGCUGGAUUGUUCAUUUGAUUGUAUUUGAAGUACAGACAAGAUUUGGUGCCAAGGAAUAUCAUGAAUUGUUUACAACGUGUUUCCUUGCAUCCUUUUUCUUCGCCAUUCAAUCCUUAAAUCUAGCCACAUUCUUAUCACUCAAAACGCAGAGUAGAGCCCUCCGAGAGCGACGUGAUAUCAGUGAAUCGACCCUUCGAGCAUGGAAACUACGACAGGAAAACGAGAAACGGUUUCUGGUAACAAUCGCGAUUCUUUCUAUAAUUCUGAGUGUGACAACUUUUCCGUAUUUCAUAAUCAUUUUCUUCCUGCUCAGAUCAGGUGGAACAGGAACAGUUGAUCAUCCCUGGAUAGAGUUCAGUGUUCAUCUUAUGAUUAUCAUGAAUAUAACUAUCAAUCCAUUUUUCUAUCUGUGGAGACUACCCAAGUACAAGAAAACCUUCAAAAAGCUUUAUUGUCAAUGUUAAAUAAUGUAGGUUUUCA